AUGGGAGAGUGGACCAUCCUAGAGCGCCUCCUGGAGGCUGCAGUGCAGCAGCACUCGACUAUGAUCGGAAGGAUCCUCCUGACAGUGGUGGUGAUCUUCCGUAUCCUCAUCGUGGCCAUCGUUGGUGAGACGGUGUACGAGGACGAGCAGACCAUGUUCAUCUGCAACACUCUCCAGCCCGGCUGCAACCAGGCCUGCUACGACAAAGCCUUCCCUAUUUCCCACAUUCGUUACUGGGUCUUCCAGAUCAUACUGGUGUGCACGCCCAGCCUCUGCUUCAUCACCUACUCCGUCCAUCAGUCGGCCAAGCAGAAAGACCGGCGCUAUUCCUUUCUCUAUCCCAUCAUGGAAAGGGACUACGGGGGAAGGGACGGGGCGCGAAAGCUUCGCAACAUUAAUGGAAUUCUAGUUCAGCAUGGCGGCGAUGGCGGAGGAGGGAAGGAAGAACCUGACUGCAUGGAGGUGAAGGAGAUUCCCAAUGUCCCGCGGGGCCUGACCCAUGGGAAGAGCUCCAAGGUUCGCCGAGAGGGGAUCUCCCGCUUUUACAUCAUUCAGGUGGUGUUCAGAAACGCGCUAGAGAUCGGCUUCUUGGCGGGCCAGUAUUUCCUCUAUGGCUUCAGCGUGCCAGGGAUUUUCGAGUGCGACCGCUAUCCAUGUCUCAAGGAGGUGGAGUGCUAUGUGUCCCGGCCCACGGAGAAAACUGUUUUCCUGGUGUUCAUGUUUGCGGUGAGUGGCAUCUGCGUGGUGCUCAACCUGGCUGAGCUCAACCAUCUGGGCUGGCGCAAGAUCAAGGCGGCCAUCAGGGGCGUCCAGGCCCGUAGGAAGUCUAUCUGCGAAAUCAGGAAGAAGGACAUGGCCCAUUUGUCCCAGCCACCCAACCUGGGUCGCACACAGUCCAGCGAAUCAGCCUACGUGUGA
Messenger RNA from Pleuronectes platessa (European plaice), 918 nucleotides. RefSeq names its product gap junction delta-2 protein (gene gjd1b). NCBI's taxonomy places the organism in Eukaryota, Metazoa, Chordata, Actinopteri, Pleuronectiformes, Pleuronectidae. The coding region runs from base 1 to 918 and encodes 305 amino acids. Gene Ontology annotation, biological process: cell communication. Gene Ontology annotation, cellular component: connexin complex. The transcript has 2 exons. The record is from RefSeq and is a predicted model, not a curated record.